This is a messenger RNA of Planococcus citri (citrus mealybug), 684 nucleotides long. RefSeq lists its product as uncharacterized. NCBI's taxonomy places the organism in Eukaryota, Metazoa, Arthropoda, Insecta, Hemiptera, Pseudococcidae. The transcript has 2 exons. Bases 140 to 574 code for a protein of 144 amino acids. The record is from RefSeq and is a predicted model, not a curated record.
UUAAAUAUGAAAAAAAUUAAAACGUAUACGCAUCUGAAUAUCCGUAACAUUUUUUUUUCGAUCGAGGAGGAUUAAUAUAUAUUGUUUUGAGCCAACUGACAGUUAUUGAUUCAAUGAACAGUGAGCAGUGAAGUUGAAGAUGAUUUGGUUUAAGAUUACUCCACUUAUUGUUAUCGAAGUUCUGUUGAUCUUCAAUGUACAAACAAGUCCAUUCAGCAGCGAUGAAAAACCGAACAAGAUUUCAAAACGAGAUGUAGAAAGCGUCGUUUCGUCAUCGCCUAUCAAAUUAAUCCCUCCUGAAAAAAUAGAAAAAUUGAGAAAAAUCGCCAGCAUGGAAAAUUCGCCAAUAAAAUUUCGUUGGUCUGCUGAUAAUUCAUCAUUUAUGCAAGAUCUCGAAGACAUGUUUAGCAGUAUUGAGAGAGAAAUAGAUGAAAUGUUGAAUCAUACUAAAACCAAGUUAUCCGAAGGAGGAAUGGACUUCAACGACGAAUUCUUCUCGUUUUCAUUUUUCGAUUCUGAUUCUGAUUCGAAAUCGGAAGAACAAACUGCAGCACCUGAGGCAGAAGCAGAAUAGAAUGUGAUAUCAAAAAAUACUCGCGAACGAUUUACAUAUUACAAUAAUCUUUUUAUCAAUAAUAUCCAAUAAACAAAUUAACAUAGGAGCGGAGAUUUCUCACCACACAG